CUGUGUGUGCCACGUUAGCUAAGUUGUGGCAAAUUAUCCCUUUCAAAACGUCAUCAAAUUAACCAAGUUCAGUCUCUUAUUUCGUUUUUUAGCUGAUAUCCUUAUUUGUGAAUAUUCAGAGAUGGAUCUGACACAAUAUUUAUUACUUGUGUGCAGUAUUUGCUUCAUUAGCAUCGAUGCUUUGAGGUUUAGUUUGUCUCCGGGUGCCAACAACAAAAAAUGUUUGAGAGAGGAAAUCCAUAAAGAUGUGUUGGUAACAGGCGAAUUCGAGUUCACCGAGGCCCCCGGUCAGAAGGGGUCAAUACAUGUAAAAGACUCCAAAGGUCACAUUUUGUAUCAAAAGGAAGAUGCCACCAAAGGAAAGUUUGCCUUUACAACAGAAGAAUAUGACAUGUUUGAGGUGUGCUUUGUGUCCGUUAUGUCUGGAGGUGGCCAGGGGUCAGAUAGAGAGGUGUUCCUCAUGAUGAAACAUGGAGUAGAAGCUAAAAAUUAUGAAAGUAUUGCCAAGGCUGAGAAGUUGAAGCCAAUGGAAGUAGAAUUGCGAAGACUUGAAGAUCUCUCAGAAUCGAUUGUCAAUGACUUUGCUUACAUGAGAUCUCGGGAAGAGGAGAUGAGAGAUACUAAUGAAUCCACCCAUUCACGUGUGCUAUACUUCAGUAUAUUCUCAAUGUGCUGUUUACUCGGCCUGGCAACGUGGCAGGUCCUCUACCUUAGGCGUUUCUUCAAGGCCAAGAAGCUCAUCGAAUAAGAAGGGACUGUCUUAUGGACUAGCAUAUCUACAAGUACUGCUGCAGCUGUGUGCUUCAGUUUCAAAUGGUGUUAAGGAACUUGUCACCAUUUAUAUAUGCAGCUAGCUGUUGAUCUCCCCCAUUCGAAUUAAAUGAUUUUAGGUUUGGAAAGGUUUCCUUAAGUAUUUUGGGUUUCAAGUGCUUCUGUUACAUGCAACAUUAAUGAAGAUAAGCAUAACUGCAGUAAUAUUUGUUGAUGUGUUCACAAAAAUAAGUUAGAUGAUUCUAACGAGAAUGAAUUGAAUUAGACUAAUCUUCAGUCUUGGUAGACUAAUCUUUCAUCUUGAUAACAGGAUUUCAGGUUUGCAUAUGCUAAUCAGGAUGUUCUAAUUUUUAUUCUUUAUGGCAAAUGUGAACCUGGGGAAUUGUGUGGCAUUUUCGUGCAUGAGUGAUUUCAACUGGUUGAUACUUUGGAGAUUGAAAUAAUCAAAUAUUAGUCCAGUGUUUACAUCUUUGAUUUUUUAUUCUGCUGACUCAUGCUGUAGUUUCAAAUAGCUUACUGCAUGAUAUAGGCGGCCAUGGACAGAGCUUUAAAAUAGAUGGAAAAUGGUACUGGGUUAGUAGUAAUAUCUGUAGAAUACUGUAAAAUCUGUCAGGGGCUGUUACCUCUUUCUAGAUGCCAGAGCUAGUUCUGUAAUGGUGUUUCCAAUUACUAUUCAGAGGCUGCUGUCUUUAAAUCUGUUAGGCCGCCUGUUCAGACUUACGGUGAUUAACAGCCUCACACAUGUGAUUUCUUUGUCUUAUUUGGAUCCCUCUAUAUCCUUUGGGUAAUAUUCCUGUAACUUGUGUUUUUUUGCUGUUGAAUUUGUCAUCUCAAACGGUGUCAAAUACUGCAGAUACUGUUCAUAAUCUUCUAGUAAACAUUCAAAUUGUGUGAUUGAGAAGUUCAAUGGCAACAAAUUUGGGCAUCUCCCACCCUCAAAGAAUUGAGCAAAAAAAGUCUCGUAAACAAAUGAAUUAUCAGGUGAUACAUACAGAUUCCGAUCCGAUCUCGGCAUUUGUUUUUGGUGGAGAGGAGUUCAUAGCUGGUUUAUAUUUCAGGGGUUAUUAUUUUUGGGGGUUGGGUGCACUUUUCUACUUUCGUGACUGUGUGGUUCGGUACUGUGCAUGUUAUGAUUACCCAAGGACAAAGAACUGACAAUAAUUAUGACGGUUGUCAAAGAUCAAGUAAUAUCUUCCACUGAAUAUGGUAAUAUCUCUUAAAGGCCCUUGUUCCAAAAUUCAAAAUAACUGAACUGAAGUCUCUGGACUUGGAUUUAUUUUUCUUCAGUCAUUUUUUCAUACUUUGGGUAAUCAUAAUCAAUUUAUGUACAUCCAUUUUGUAAAUAUUGCUUCAUUGCACUGUUCCAAUUUGCUAUACCAGGUGACGUCUCAUAAAGCAUUUUUAAUACCGAAUCAAAAUAAAAAAUAAAAAGUUCAACGGUGAAACUACAACAUGAAUGGAAGUUUGAUGAUGUUGAAGAGUAACUUUUUGGGACACCCUGUAAUAGAUCUAUUAUGCUUGAUAAACAAAAUCCAACCUGGUAAAGUGGUAAGCUCUUCCUUUUGGUUUUGGUCUGGGUCUAACUUCGCCGUGUGACUGUGAGUUUUUUUGGUGCCACAUUCAGGUCUUUUCUUUGGUUUACCAUUUAAACGAGGGGGAGAAUAUUUUAUCCUAAUUCAUUGGCACAAAAUAGGAACCUGAACCGGUUUAAUGUAGAGAUGUAGAUAUACUACACAUAGGUAUUAGAGUCAAAUUGCGUUUAGUAGCAAGGUAACUUGGUUAAUUUAUCACUGUAUGUGUAUGGUGUUGUCAACGCUACUUAGCCAGUUGAGGGGCUACUGUACAAAUGGCCAAAUUUACAUGUACGUGUGAUAGGCCUACAUGUAUGUAUAAUUGAGUUGCCUCAACCGCCUAAGUGUCAACACAAAAGUGUUUCUCAAUGUAAAAAUUGAGCGAUGUGAAUUACAUUUGUUAAAAAAAUUGUUUCAACAAAAAAAGAGAAAAAUGAUUAUCUUCCCAUCGGUCUUCUAUAAUAUCUGAUAAAAUGUAUCUGUACAUAAGCUUAUUCAAUACAUACCAUGAUUCCCAUGAUGUUGGGGUAUCUACCAACUCCCUCCUUUAAUUAUUUGUACCAGCAUGACUGAACUCCUAUCAUAAUGGUUGUUCUGACAAAUUAGAAGACAGAACUGUUGUUUAUUGAUUUUCUAAGUAAUUGUAGGUUUUAUGGCAUUUUCAGUUGGAUCCAUCACCAUAUGUAAAUAGACAUGAUGUAUGCGUACAGAGUCAGACUCGGAAGUGGGCUGUCCAUUGACUUUGUCUACAAAGAAUCUUUAUCAAGUCCAAAUUGACACUCCCUCUGUUUCGUAUAUUUUGAAUUCUUAGCAUCAGUUGAAAGUGGAUGGACUUCAGCAUUUGCUGUUGCUCAUGCUCCUUUCUAUGUUAUACGACUGAAUGUAGCAUUUUGUUCACCAUGUUUAUGAUACCAUCUUGUAUGUACAGACGGGAAGAAAUAAAUUUGAAAUAUAUAAAA
Messenger RNA from Lineus longissimus, 3301 nucleotides. RefSeq names its product transmembrane emp24 domain-containing protein 10-like. The record is from RefSeq and is a predicted model, not a curated record. Lineage: Eukaryota; Metazoa; Nemertea; Pilidiophora; Heteronemertea; Lineidae. The transcript is spliced from 5 exons. Bases 122 to 748 code for a protein of 208 amino acids. Gene Ontology annotation, cellular component: endoplasmic reticulum-Golgi intermediate compartment; COPII-coated ER to Golgi transport vesicle; Golgi apparatus. Gene Ontology annotation, biological process: Golgi organization; endoplasmic reticulum to Golgi vesicle-mediated transport; intracellular protein transport.